AUGUUACAACCAAUACCCGCCUCCACUCUCCUCCCCCAAGACCCCAGAAUCUCACGACUUCGCGGUCAUGAUCGCAAUGGUUUGUUAUUCUCCACCGGGUGUCGCGAGCUCGACUCCCACGUUCUCCUUGGCGGCGGAGCAACAGGAGCAGCAGCAGCAGCAGGAGCAAGAUUCGAAGGGGGUUUCGAGCCGGGUUGCGUGGUAGGAAUAAGCAGCGAAGAAGAGACAAUAGGGUUGGGGAUUGGGUUGCAGGUUGUUGCUAGGAUGUUGUUGUCGUCGUCUGAUCCUGCUUCGAUAAAAUCAAAAGAGGGGAAGGCGAAGGCGAUGAUCAUCACGACACUUUCCACGACGAGUUUGUUGCCGAUGUUGAGGCUGGCGUUGGUUAGUGAGGCUAGGGUGCUGCUGCUUCAAGGGGAUGGCAGUGGGAACGGACAGCAGCAACAGGUGGAUAGGGCAACGAUCAAAAGUUGUUUGGAACGGGUAUUGGUGGCGAGGGUUUUUGAUGCGGAGGGGUUAAGAGAGGUUUUGAGGGAGUUGGAGGAGAGUACCUCUACCUUUAAGCAAAAUGCUCCUGCUCUUGGAGGAGGAGGAGGAGGAGGAGAAGGGGAGGAGGAGGAGGAGGAGGAAGGGCACAACAAGGAGAGAACUCAGACGACAACGCAAACGACCAUCUACCAUCCCUAA
Molecule: messenger RNA, 684 nt
Organism: Sordaria macrospora k-hell
Lineage: Eukaryota; Fungi; Ascomycota; Sordariomycetes; Sordariales; Sordariaceae
Source: RefSeq, a predicted model, not a curated record